Messenger RNA from Cladocopium goreaui, 1852 nucleotides. The record is from the annotation of a GenBank genome assembly. Lineage: Eukaryota; Dinophyceae; Suessiales; Symbiodiniaceae.
GCCGCUGGGCUCCCGCCGGGCCAUGGUCGCCAGGCCAUGCCGCACCCCAAGGUGACCCGGUUUAGCACCAAACCACGGCAGAAAGAAGGCGGACUUGCUUCAUCUUACUGCCAUGACGUGGAAAUAUGGCGCGACGGGCAGUGGCAAUCGCUGGGUUCGAGCCAAAGUGCGGAGAUCCUGCGGCAGCGAAACGAUGGCAAUCUGCAAUUUGCCAUGGCGAUGGAGGGUACCACCUACCACUUCAACUUGGACAACAUGUCCCGCACCGAGAGCGACACUGGCAGGAUGUUAGCGCUGCGAUUUUCCCCAGUCGGGCAAAUGCAAAGUAUUUCGGCCCAAGGCUUUGAGAUGAUUCGGCAAACUUUUAAACGCGUCGUGGCGACUGAUGUGCUGCAUGGACGAUUUGGGGCGGAACCUUCUGUGACUGAAGAGUCCCUGCUUUACGAUUGGCCUGGUUGCGUGGACGAUGAGGAAUUGCUCCGCGUCACCGUCGAGGAGGUCUUCCAAGCCAUGACAUUGACAAAUAUCAAGCGGGUGAAUAUGGCGGAAUGGAUCCACUAUUGGGUGUUGCGCACGGAUGAUCGGGCGCCCAUGCCCUUGGUGGCUGACAUCAACGGACGCCUGCAGCUGCUUCUCCAGUACGACCCAAAGGUCUUGGAACGGCUGCAGCUGCUCUUCGAGUUGACCGCCGAGCCCACCGGCUGGGUCAACGGUGUGGGAUGCCAGCUGUCCAUGUCACUGCAGUGCUUACUUCAGGUGUGCCAUUCACUGCUGGCGUGUCCCAACUUCGUGCUGGAGCAGGAGCUUGCCCGGGAAGUCCUUGCGCGGCAUCGAGGUCAAGACGUGGAGGACGGUGAGACGUUGCUCUACCAUGACUUCUUGAACGUCAUGCUGGGGCGACAGCGUCGGAAAGUCUACAUAUGGAUGUAUGACAUCAGCAAUGGCAAGGCGAAUGGCUGGUCAUGGAUCUUGGGAACCCACUUCCCAGCUUUCUGGCACACUGCUGUGGUGGUGGACCUCCCUGAAGGUUCCCUGGAAUUCUGGUACGGCGGGCGGCUCUACAUGUCCAAACCUGGGACUACGCCCUUUGGUGCUCCUGUAGAGAAGCGCUUCAUGGGUCACAGCUAUAGGAGUCAGGAGGAGAUAGAGAACCACAUCGGUUACCACUUGGCCCACGAAUUUGAGCCCGGCAACUACGAUUCGCUGACCCACAAUUGCAACCAUUUCAGUGAUUCACUAUUGAGGUAUUUGAUUCAUCAGCCUUUGCCAGACGAAAUCUUGCAUCAACCUGAGAUGAUCAUGAAUUCCACUCCAGUCUUGCAACUGUUGAGGCCAUUUCUGAACAGGUGGCUGGGCCGUGUCGACGCGGCCUCACUGGAUGGCACACGAACCACUCAGGCUAAGCAGGAAUCGGUUCCCUUGAGUCCAUUAGCUUUGGUCUCCUUCGUGCUCCAUGAUUGCGGUCUGGAGUCCGUUGGCAGGGUGGAAGCCGUGGAAGGCGAUCACUGCGUGGUCAGCCGUCUAGAUCUCUGGCACCAGCGUGCCGUGGAGCUCACGUUGCGCAAGAGCAUGGUGAAGCAGGUGCUGCAGCGGUCCCAGAGGGAUCGUUUCCUCGUCCGCCAUCGCUCCGCUGAUGUUGCGGCUGUGGUCUCUGGAUUGCCAGUGGCACAUCGGCCAGCCUGCUGUUGGUUGCCCGUCCUCCUGCCGGAGAUCACGACCAAGCCGAGUGCCUUGAGCUUCCGCAGCGCGGCAGAAGAAGACCCGGUGCACGUGGCCAACUUCUAAGGGGCGGCAGAAGCAAAACGGGUAGGAUGGGAAUCACAGGAGAGGUACCAACAAAAACGCCCUAGGC